Molecule: messenger RNA, 1164 nt
Organism: Aegilops tauschii subsp. strangulata
Lineage: Eukaryota; Viridiplantae; Streptophyta; Magnoliopsida; Poales; Poaceae
Source: RefSeq, a predicted model, not a curated record
AUGAGGAUGCUGGUUCCGGCGCCAUACCAGGUGCCGGUAAAGAAGGACAAGAAGAAGAAGAACAAGGAGGCCGAAAGUGGCCUCCACCACGAAGGGACCUCGGACGCUAUGUCUGGAGGGACUGAGGCUCCCUCCUCUUACGAGGGAGACGAAAAUGAGGACGAGGAGGAGGAGGAGGAGGAAGAAGAUAACCCUCCUCUCAAAGGGAAAAAGAGGGCGGCCUCUGUAGACCCGGAGGCGAGGGCGUCUAAGAGGGAAAAGUUAUCCCUCUUGGAUGACUCGGAUUCGAACACCAAGGAUAUCCCCAAGCCCCGCCCCCGAACCAAGCCCCUUGCCGAAUCUCCGGCCCGCGAUCUCCCUCAACAAUCCUGCUCAUCAGGGGAUUUGCCGCCGGAGAUGAUGGAGAGCGAGACGCCUCCGCAAGUCGCGGAGGUUUCUGAACUGAAGCGGCAACUGAAGCAGGCCGAUGAGGACAUUGUCCUUAUUAACAAGCGGCUCGACGAGGCACAAGAUGGCACUGCUGAGGUCGAGACCCUUAGGGGUGAACUUGCCCGGGCCAAGGAGCAGGUGAAAUUGAGCAAUGCGGCCGCUGAUAAAGCGGUUGCAAAUUUGAAGGCCGAACAGGCCACCCGGCACCAGGUCGAGGAGCGGGUAUCUGUAGUAGAGCAAGAGCUCAAGGACGCCACCCGCAAGUGCAAGUCCCUCGAGGAGGAGAAUAAAGCUAAGGCAACCGAGCUCGCCAAGGCCCUUCAGGAGGCCAAAGAGGCGCGGUCCGAAUCUAGGGCGGCUCGCGAGGAGAUCCGGCAGAGUGCCGCCGACGCCACACAAUUCUUCCAGGCUCAGGAGGGACAUGCGACGGAGAAGCUGUUCUGGUCACAAUUCACGGCGCGGGAGCGCCCGGCACUGCUGAACGACCAAAUGGCGCAGUGGGCCGAGCUGCAUAAGAUGUCCGGAGCGGUCAUGAAGGACGUCAUAGUUCGGCUAUGGCCAGCUGGACCUAUUCCGGCCAGCUAUUUCGGCCUGGCGUGGCGACUUGUCGAUGCAGUGCCUCGAAUCGAUGCAAUCAUGCGGUCGGUGUGCAUAGAAGAGGGCACCAUAAUCACCAAGGCCAUUUUACAUGCCGGGGGUCUAAGAAGAAGAGGAAAAUCUUAUACAGGUUCUUGA